UAUUACACGUUAAACAAAUUAUUUACUAAUCGAAUCAGAUUUCCGAUACAUCAGCAGACAAAUGGAGAAGACACCAUAUGCGUGCGAAGUCUAUGACAAGUCGCUCAUUAAUAAUAGCAAUUUGACGACACAUCGCCGCAUACACACUGGCGAAAAACCAUACGCAUGCGAUGUAUGCGACAAAUCUUUCAGCGUAAAUAGCCAUUUGACGAUACAUCGACGUACACACACUGGUGAGAAACCGUAUGCGUGCGAUGUAUGUGACAGGUCGUUCAGUAAUAGUAGCUAUUUGACGACACAUCGACGCACACACACUGGCGAAAAACCAUACAUGUGCGAUGUAUGCGACAAGUCGUUCAGUAAAAGUGGAGAUUUGACGAUACAUCGACGUACACACACUGGUGAGAAACCGUAUGCGUGCGAUGUAUGUGACAGGUCGUUCAGUAAUAGUAGCAAUUUGACGAAACAUCGCCGCAUACACACUGGUGAAAAACCAUACGCAUGCGAUGUAUGCGACAAAUCUUUCAGCGUAAAUAGCCAUUUGACGACAAAUCAACGCACACACACUGGCGAAAAACCAUACGUGUGCGAUGUAUGCGACAAAUCUUUCAGCGUAAAUGGCCAUUUGACGACACAUCGACGCACACACACUGGUGAGAAACCGUAUGCGUGCGAUGUAUGUGACAAGUCGUUCAGUAAUAGUGGAGAUUUGACGACACAUCGACGCACACACACUGGUGAAAAACCGUAUGCGUGCGAUGUAUGUGACAAGUCGUUCAGUAAAAGUGGACAUUUGACGAUACAUCAACGCACACACACUGGGGAAAAACCGUAUGCGUGCGAUGUAUGCAGAAAAUCGUUCUCUGCAAGUGGCAAUUUGUCAAGACAUCAACGCACACACACUGGCGAAUAA
Messenger RNA from Acyrthosiphon pisum (pea aphid), 913 nucleotides. Its product is annotated as zinc finger protein 271-like. The transcript has 3 exons. Gene Ontology annotation, molecular function: RNA polymerase II cis-regulatory region sequence-specific DNA binding; DNA-binding transcription factor activity, RNA polymerase II-specific. The record is from RefSeq and is a predicted model, not a curated record. Gene Ontology annotation, biological process: regulation of transcription by RNA polymerase II. Lineage: Eukaryota; Metazoa; Arthropoda; Insecta; Hemiptera; Aphididae. Bases 62 to 913 code for a protein of 283 amino acids.